UGGAAAACAAACAAAAUGGCGGCGCCGGAGGAUGUCGGAGUGAAACGUGCACACGUGGGGAAAAAGAAAACAGCUACAAAACGAUACUGGGACAGCGCUGAGAAAGAGGAAAAAGGGGAUGGAGACAAAGAACAAAAAGAAGAAGAAAGAAAGAAGCACCCUGAAGGAGGAAUGCCAGGUCUGGAAAAGAAGAGGAAAAUGAAAGAAGCUGGAGAAAAGAAGGUUAUAUCUGGGAAAGAGGACCCUUUCCCAGGCCCUGCCCCCAUUCCAAAAGAGAAGCUGAAGAAAUUCCAACGGGGGGUGAAGACAAAGCUGUCCUUAGAAACCAGUGGUAGACUAAAGGAAACACUUUCACGCUCAGAGAAAGCCUCUGAUCUGGCUCGGAACCAGGCAGCACGAUAUGACCUGCUGCUAACAGAGGAUGCUGGCUUUUUGGAAGGGGAUGAGGGUGAGGACACAUGCACUAUUGCACAGGAAGACAUUGCAGAUGCUGUAGACAUCACUUCUGGAGCAAAGUAUUUCAACCUGGUUCUCUCCCAGUUUGGGCCCUACCGACUGGACUACACUAGGACUGGCCGGCAUCUCCUGCUGGGUGGCCGGAGGGGCCAUGUGGCCUGUAUGGACUGGCAGUCUAAACAGCUGAUGUGUGAGAUGAACGUCAUGGAAACUGUGAAUGAUGUGAAGUGGCUUCACACUGAAGCCAUGUUUGCAGUAGCACAGAAGAAGUGGCUCUACAUCUAUGAUUCCAACGGGAUUGAGCUCCACUGUAUUAGGAAAUUCAACGAUGUUCUGCGACUGCAGUUCCUCCCCUACCAUUUCCUGCUUGCUACUGCGAGUACCACAGGGUUCCUGCAGUACCUGGAUGUUUCUGUAGGGAAGGAAGUGGCUGCCAUCUGCACCAAGGCUGGGCGUCUGGACGUGAUGGCUCAGAACCCCCAGAAUGCCGUCAUCCACCUGGGGCACCCCACUGGCACAGUGACACUUUGGUCGCCCAAUCAGAGAGAGCCGCUGGUGAAGAUGCUGUGUCAUCGAGGAGGUGUGCGGUCCAUUGCUGUGGAUAAGACUGGAACGUACAUGGUGACCUCGGGGCUGGACAGGAAGCUGAAAGUGUUUGACAUCCGAGCGUUCCAACCCCUACAGUCCUACUUCCUUCCUGCGGGGGCAUCUUGCCUCUCCCUGAGUCAGAGGGGUCUGCUGGGUGCCUCCACUGGCAACAUUGUGCAGGUCUACCAGGAUGUUUGGGGUACUCCGGUUAAAAAGCCUUACAUGGCCCACCGUGUGAGGGGGUCAGUGUGGGGAGCCCAGUUCUGCCCAUUUGAGGAUGUUCUGGGUGUGGGGCAUGCUGAGGGCUUUACCAGCAUGAUUGUCCCAGGUGCUGGGGAGCCUAAUUUCGAUGGACUGGAUGCAAACCCUUACCGUAGUGUUAAACAACGGCAGGAAUGGGAGGUGAAGGCCUUGCUGGAGAAGAUUCAGCCUGAGCUUAUAGGACUGGACCCAGGCCAGCUAGGGGAGGUGGACCAUGCCAGCUGGGAACAGCGGCACCAAGACAAAGUCCAGGCGCUGGGAUUUGAUCCACUUGCAAAGGAGAAGUUUACACCAAGGUUAAAGACCAAAGGUCGGAGUUCAUCAGGAAAAGUUGAGAAGCGCAAGAAGCAAGUGGCCCAUCAGGAUCAAAGGGAGCUGAUCAGACAGACCGUGGAGGAGAAAGUGGAGAAGGAAAAGGAGAAGAAGAGAGAGGAGAGUAAAACCGACCGCGGUCAGAGGUCAGCUCUGGAUCGGUUUAGGAAGUAGGACAGUGAGCCUCUGUCCCAACCCCCCAGCCUAAGGCCCCAGUGGGGCUGACCUUUUGUACAUUUUAAUAAAGAGCUUAUUCACAGACUCCUGAC
Megalops cyprinoides (Indo-Pacific tarpon) is the source of this 1886-nucleotide messenger RNA. It is a transcript of the gene wdr46, whose product is annotated as WD repeat domain 46. Bases 16 to 1791 code for a protein of 591 amino acids. Gene Ontology annotation, biological process: maturation of SSU-rRNA from tricistronic rRNA transcript (SSU-rRNA, 5.8S rRNA, LSU-rRNA). The record is from RefSeq and is a predicted model, not a curated record. NCBI's taxonomy places the organism in Eukaryota, Metazoa, Chordata, Actinopteri, Elopiformes, Megalopidae. Gene Ontology annotation, molecular function: protein binding. Gene Ontology annotation, cellular component: small-subunit processome; nucleolus; 90S preribosome. The transcript is spliced from 14 exons.